UUCGAUAGCUAUUCUUAUUCCGCGUAAUGGAGUUUCUUUUUUUUUAUUAUUAUUAUUAAAAAAAGGGCAUAAAGAAGCACCGGAAGAAAAUGGAAAGGGACAUUUUUUUUCAUUUAUGCCGCUUUUUCCACUAUUUGUUUUUAUUGAGGUCAAAAAUAUGUAUCAGAGAUUCUUCUAUGGCAAAUUCAUAGAGGCUUCAUAACUAAAGUACCUCAGAUAUUGAGAGGUAAUCAGUUGUUCUGUUUAGGAGCUCAUUAGAGCAUCUCUACACUAUUUUUUUGGAUUAAGUUUCAAUUUUUUUUUACUCUUAUUCAUUGAAGAUCGAAAAGCAUGGAUGACAAGAAAUUGAAAAAUCCCUCGUCUCAAUCAAACUUCGUUCUAACCAGCUUUGUUAUCUUUCUCGGUUUUGCAGGCAGUUUUGCUUUACUCAAUAAUGCGAAAGGAAGACCGCUUUUGAAAUUCUGCUUUAACUCAAGGGAUCAAUUCGUGUCUGCACAAUGCGUCUUAUGUGACUUUUACAAAUUUUCAGCAACAGUGCUUGGAUGCAAUGGACGGACGUCAGCAUUGAUGAGUAACAUUACAUCAACUGAAGCUGUAUGCAUUAUCUCUAAUUGCUUACAGCAAGUUCGGCAAGCUCAACCUCAGUUUACCGGUCGUCGACGAAGAGAGGCGGAUUCGCCUGAUGUUUUAGCCAGUGCGGAUCAAGCAAGCGAAGUCGAGGAAACUGAAGAGCCAGAAAUUCUUGAUGAAAAAGAAGAACUGAAGAAAGCAUAUCCUUCAGUGUCUGAAUUCAUGAAGAGAUACACACUUGAUGAUGAUGCGGUAAAAGAUCUUGAAGAGCAAGUUGUUGAUAAAAUUGAAGUAAUGGUGGCUGAAGGGGAGGAAGAUUAUGAAUAGUUCUCAGAGGCAAUUUUGACAGCUGUUAUCUGAAGAAAAAAUAACACCAUGCUAGAUAAAUUAUUUUUUUCUGCACUAUUUAAUUUAGAUCACUAUUUAAAAAUAGAACACUG
Messenger RNA from Parasteatoda tepidariorum (common house spider), 1010 nucleotides. RefSeq lists its product as uncharacterized. The record is from RefSeq and is a predicted model, not a curated record. Lineage: Eukaryota; Metazoa; Arthropoda; Arachnida; Araneae; Theridiidae.